GUUGAAGGACGGAGGUCCGUGAUGCUGGGGUCUAGGAAGCAGGGAAACUUGGGAUGGCACCUUGCUCCUUAAAAGGGGAAACACAUUUCCCCCCCGUCUAUCCAAUCUAGAUUCCUCUUCCCUUAUCAGGGAGGCGAAAAGCGCAUCCCAGGACCGCACUACGGCCCCGCCUCUUCCUGAGGACGGGCACGUGAUGCCGGAAGUGAGUGGGGGUAAUAUGGCGGCGUUUCCGGCAGGCCCCGGCUGCUGAAAGCCGGGGCGCAGGUGUUGGGGGUCCGGGUCCGGGUUUCCGUCCCGGUCCCGCCGAGGCGCCGACUGCGGUAGGAGGAAGGACGUGUUGACCGCGCUGGCCCACCGCCGCUAUACAUUGGAGCCUUAUCUCAACUCAAAAUGAACUAUAUGCCCGGCACCGCCAGCCUCAUCGAGGACAUCGACAAAAAGCACUUGGUCCUGCUUCGAGAUGGAAGGACGCUUAUAGGCUUUUUAAGAAGCAUUGAUCAAUUUGCUAACUUAGUGCUACAUCAGACUGUGGAGCGUAUUCAUGUGGGCAAAAAAUACGGUGAUAUUCCUCGAGGGAUUUUUGUGGUCAGAGGAGAAAAUGUGGUCCUACUAGGAGAAAUAGACUUAGAAAAGGAGAGUGACACACCCCUCCAGCAAGUGUCUAUUGAAGAAAUCCUGGAAGAACAGAGGGUGGAACAGCAGACCAAGCUGGAAGCUGAGAAGCUGAAAGUCCAGGCCCUGAAGGAUCGAGGCCUGUCUAUCCCUCGAGCGGAUACUCUUGAUGAGUAUUAG
This is a messenger RNA of Hippopotamus amphibius kiboko, 792 nucleotides long. It is a transcript of the gene LSM1, whose product is annotated as LSM1 homolog, mRNA degradation associated. Gene Ontology annotation, biological process: deadenylation-dependent decapping of nuclear-transcribed mRNA. Gene Ontology annotation, molecular function: RNA cap binding. The transcript has 4 exons. The record is from RefSeq and is a predicted model, not a curated record. NCBI's taxonomy places the organism in Eukaryota, Metazoa, Chordata, Mammalia, Artiodactyla, Hippopotamidae. Gene Ontology annotation, cellular component: Lsm1-7-Pat1 complex; P-body. Bases 391 to 792 code for a protein of 133 amino acids.